Hylaeus volcanicus is the source of this 1164-nucleotide messenger RNA. It is a transcript of the gene NC2beta, whose product is annotated as protein Dr1. NCBI's taxonomy places the organism in Eukaryota, Metazoa, Arthropoda, Insecta, Hymenoptera, Colletidae. Gene Ontology annotation, biological process: chromatin remodeling; RNA polymerase II preinitiation complex assembly; positive regulation of transcription by RNA polymerase II. Gene Ontology annotation, cellular component: negative cofactor 2 complex. Gene Ontology annotation, molecular function: general transcription initiation factor activity; core promoter sequence-specific DNA binding; protein heterodimerization activity. The transcript is spliced from 3 exons. Bases 429 to 932 code for a protein of 167 amino acids. The record is from RefSeq and is a predicted model, not a curated record.
GCCUCGGACAACAUUUUCGGUAAGGAAAAAGUUGUUUCAAAUCACCUCCCAAACCACCCCUUUCAACGACUUCCAACAUUUUUGGGACACCCUAUAUAUGUAUACCUCCCCAUACUUUUAGCAAGAAUAUCUCUAUUACAAUAUACUCGUGGCAUGUCAAACGAAAUCAAUCCGAAACUUAUCAACGUACGAAAAAUCCUGUAAAGUCAUGUAAGGUAUAAUACUGAAAAUGCCAAAUGAGAUCAAAGUUUAUUUUAUUUUUCCGGAAGUGCAUAUCUUGCGUCUAUAUAGAAGAUAGUUGUUAGCUAUCCAAAGACGCAGCUUCAGAGUGUUCGAAACAACUGCUCCUUGAGAAUUUACUAUUCUUGAUUGAUAACCUGAUUAUCGAUAUUGAAAGAGUGCAACGAAUUGAUAGUGACCCAAAGGAAAUGGCCUCGGCUGCUAUAUCACCAACUGAAGACGACGAGUUGACCCUACCUCGUGCAUCGAUUAAUAAAAUGAUUAAGGAGAUUUUACCACACGUACGCGUGGCAAAUGAAUCUCGAGAGCUGAUAUUAAACUGUUGCACGGAAUUCAUCCAUUUACUUUCCUCUGAAGCAAACGAAAUUUGUAAUCAGCAGCAAAAAAAAACAAUAAAUGCUGAACAUGUUCUCCAAGCGCUCGAAAAGCUCGGAUUCGGAGAUUACAGUGCGGAGGCAGAAGCAGUUUUACGAGAUUGCAAGGCUGUCGCGGCGAAACGAAGACGUCAAAGUACUAGACUAGAAAACUUGGGAAUUCCAGAGGAAGAACUUUUAAGACAGCAACAAGAAUUAUUUGCAAAAGCAAGAGAAGAACAGGCUGUGGCCGAGCAACAGCAGUGGCAACAAUUGCAAGCAGUUGCGCAAAUGGCUUCGAUGCAACAGGCUGAUAGCGAGCAAGAGGAUUAUUCGUAAAUGUUUGACGAUCGAGUAUCAUUUUGUUACAGAAAUGAUUUUUUCAUUUCAGAAGAUUGAAAUCAGAACAAUGCUUUAAUUCUGUUUGAUUUAUUCGAUUUCAUAUACACUAUUAUUUAUGCUUGUACAUUAUUUCUAAAAUAGGAAAUUAUCGUUUUCCUAUUUUUAUUCCGUGAUGUGUCAUUGCACUAUAAAUCUAAUAAAAAUGACGAAAUACAAUUUUUCAUAUAAA